Messenger RNA from Microthlaspi erraticum, 408 nucleotides. The record is from the annotation of a GenBank genome assembly. Lineage: Eukaryota; Viridiplantae; Streptophyta; Magnoliopsida; Brassicales; Brassicaceae.
AUGAGAGGAAGAGGUCGUGGACCUAAUGGAGGAAGAGAUAUAUCAAAAAUCACGUGCUUCUGGUGUGAUAAAUUGGGGCACUUUGCAUCACAAUGCCCUGAUCGCUUGCUCAAGCUACAAGAAACACAUGAAACAAAUGAAAACGAUACAGAAGACGUAGACAAGCUCAUUACGCAUGAAGUGGUCUACCUAAACGAAAAGCAUUGUGUACCAAACAAGUUCAAAACCAACAUCAAUGGAGAGAUGGUUUGGUACCUUGACAAUGGUACUAGCAAUCACAUGACUGGAGAUAGAAGAUACUUUUAUAAGCUUGAUUCAUCUAUCAUCGGAAAAGUGAGAUUCGGAGAUGAUUCAUGUAUUGAUAUCAAAGGGAAGGGUACGAUUGCUUUCACAGAUCUGAAUAGAUGA